Pseudogymnoascus verrucosus is the source of this 1669-nucleotide messenger RNA. RefSeq lists its product as uncharacterized. The coding region runs from base 1 to 1647 and encodes 548 amino acids. Lineage: Eukaryota; Fungi; Ascomycota; Leotiomycetes; Thelebolales; Thelebolaceae. Gene Ontology annotation, biological process: carbohydrate metabolic process. Gene Ontology annotation, molecular function: hydrolase activity, hydrolyzing O-glycosyl compounds. The transcript has 5 exons. The record is from RefSeq and is a predicted model, not a curated record.
AUGGUUACCUUUCAAGUGUAUCUACUCACUGCCCUCGCCCAGUUGGCAGUAUCUACAACGGUGAGGACCUCUACUCCUCCUAUGGGCUGGAAUAGUUAUAACGCCUACAACUGCAAUCCGACAGAGGAUAUUAUGAAAACAAAUGCCCAAGCUCUUGUCAGCUCUGGUCUAUCGAAGUUUGGGUACACAUAUGUCACGACAGAUUGCGGAUGGGCAUCGUCAACUAGGAAUCAGCAGGGGCGUCUUCAAUGGGAUACGUCCAAGUUCCCCUCGGGAGGCAAGGAACUGGGCGAUUUCUUGCACGGCCUAGGUCUAAAAUUUGGAGUCUAUUCUGGAGCUGGGUAUUACCAGUGCGGAUCGACGGACAUUCCCGCUUCGCUUGGCUACGAGAUUAUUGAUGCCGAAACCUUUGCCAGCUGGGGCGGAGACUUUCUCAAGUACGACAAUUGCUAUUCAGUAUCACCAACAAAUAUGGUGGACUACGACUCACAAGGAGCGGUAUCGUCGGAUCGCUUCGACGCAAUGGCCCAAGCCCUGAACGAGACCGAUCGCGACUUCAUAUAUGAAAUCUGUCAGUGGGGAUGUGGGACAGACUUGGGCAUUUGGGCGGCCGCUGACGCCACUACUUGGAGAAUUUCCAACGACAUCUCAAACAACUGGGCAAGUAUCUGGCGUAUUACGAAUCAAGUCGUCCCAUAUUACGAGUACACCUCACCAGGCAGAUAUCCUGACAUGGACAUGCUGAUUGUGGGACUAAACGUCCUCUCGGCUGAGGAGGAAAGGUUUCACUUCGGCAUGUGGGCUAUCAAUAAGUCACCUCUUACUCUAGGACUCCCAAUAUCCGACGCAGCGACCUCAAGUUUGCAGAUAGUUUCAAACCAAGAGGUAAUCUCAAUCAACCAAGACUCUCUAGGAAAACAGGCCGAGAUAAUUCGCCGAUACACUGAAGAGGAAUGGGAUAUCUGGGCAGGCGAGCUUUCGGGUUCGCGCAUCGUUGUCGGGCUCGCAAACUGGCAUAAUUCGUCACAGUCUGUUUCUAUUGACCUUGGCGACGUUCUCGGCAUCUCAUCAGCCAAGGCUCGCGACGUGUGGGCUGCUGCGCACCUUGGUGUGCUCUCUGGGACCUUUACAACAACUCUCGCAGCGCAUGAACUGAAGCUGCUGGUGCUUUCAGACAUCGUAAAAUCCACUACAGUUCAGCAGUCCAAAGGUUAUUACGCAGCCACUAAUGCCACCAUUUCUGGAGCCGCAAAGCAUAUUGCAUGCUCUAGCACACAGUGCCUUCCCUCAAAAGCAAAGGUCGGCAAUAUCGGAUUAGGGUCAAGCGCAGCAGCUGCGACAUUCACUGGCGUCAGCGCAACUACCGGCGGGCGGAAACUCCUUGGAGUAGACUUCAUUAACUAUGAUGUUGCGCUCGGUUCCGCCUGGACCGACGGCACGAACACGAGGAACAUGACCAUUUCGGUGAACGGAGGUACAGCCAAGCGAUGGGCUUUCCCUAUCUCCGGGGGGAAUUGGUACGACAGCGGCCGGAUGCUUGUCGAGGUGGACGGUUUUCAGGCAGGACGAAACAACAAGGUCGUUUUCAGAGCAUCUGGGACGACAACUUGGGCCCCAGACCUGGUUGGAUUCGAAGUCUUUGAGUAACGAGGUCGGCAGCGAUUAUCAG